CUCUCCGCCCCGCCCGAGCUCACGGUGGACCGCGGAGCCUCGUCGUCGCUCGGGGUGGCCCCCCAGAACCCUGAGGUCCGAGAUAGCCCUUUGACUCAGAAAUCAACAAGAGCUGUUCCAAAGUAGAAGGAUGUAGGGAAUACACGCUAAUUGACCGGUGAGCAGGAAGUGCUGAGAGCCGGAUCAAGACCGCUGAGCAAUGACGCGCUUUGCAUGCUGUGCCCAGGUCUGACUUGAUUAGGACACCGAAGCAUCCAUCUGCAGAAAUGUCUUCAGAAAAUAAAGAACGACAUGACCACAAGGACUUGGUUGAAGAAAAUGACCAAAGCAGUCCUCCAUCUGGGGUCCAUCUGGAACUUGAAAUGACUUCUAGAACUGACUUCCAGCAAUCUGAGGUCAAUAACCAAUAUAGACCUCGUCCUCGGAUCCACUUGGAGCCUCAAGAGAAAUCAGAUACCACUUGCAGUCAGUUUGUCAUCAGGAAAAUACGGAAGAGUUGCCAGUGCAAUGCAUCCAAAGCCAAAAAAUCCAUUUUGGGUUUCUUUCCUGUUUUGCAGUGGCUUCCAAAAUACAACUUAAAGAACAACAUCAUAGGGGAUGUGAUGUCUGGCCUGAUUGUGGGCAUUUUGUUGGUGCCCCAAUCCAUUGCAUAUUCCCUCUUGGCUGGCCAGCAACCUAUCUAUGGUCUGUACACAUCCUUUUUUGCCAGCAUCAUUUAUUUCCUGUUAGGUACCUCCCGUCACAUCUCUGUGGGCAUUUUUGGAAUACUGUGCCUUAUGAUUGGUGAGGUAGUUGAGCGAGAACUUCACAAAGCUGGCUAUGACACAAAGCUGGCCCAGACUCCUGCUCUGUUAGAAAUGGUUUCGAAUGGAAGCACAAUGAACGAGUUACCAGAUGAGAUAUGUGACAAAAAUUGCUAUGCAAUUACAGUUGGCACCACUGUAACCUUUAUGGCCGGAGUUUAUCAGGUAGUAAUGGGCCUCUUUCAAGUGGGCUUUAUUUCCGUCUACCUCUCAGAUGCUUUGCUGAGUGGAUUUGUCACCGGUGCCUCCUUCACAAUCCUCACAUCGCAGGCCAAGUAUCUCCUUGGGCUCAAAAUUCCUCGGAGUAGUGGUGUGGGUUCAUUGAUCAUGACGUGGAUACACAUCUUCCGAAAUAUCCAUCAGACCAAUAUCUGUGACCUCAUCACCAGCCUUGUGUGCCUUCUGGUUCUUGUGCCAACCAAAGAACUAAACGAUCACUUUAAGUCAAAGUUUAAGGCACCAAUUCCCACCGAGCUCAUCGUCGUGGUGGGCGCCACCCUGGCCUCUCAUUUUGGUGAACUCAAUGCGAAAUACAACAGCAGCAUUUCUGGGCACAUUCCCACGGGAUUCAUGCCACCCAAAGCACCAGACUGGAGCUUAAUUCCCAGCGUGGCCGCGGAUGCUGUAGCUAUUUCUAUCAUUGGCUUUGCCAUCACAGUGUCACUUUCCGAGAUGUUUGCCAAGAAACAUGGGUACACAGUGAGAGCUAAUCAAGAAAUGUUUGCCAUAGGCUUCUGCAACAUCAUCCCAUCCUUCUUCCACUGCUUCACAACCAGCGCAGCUCUGGCCAAGACCCUGGUCAAGGAAUCAACCGGCUGCCAGACUCAGCUCUCAGGGGUGGUGACAGCCCUGGUCCUUCUGCUGGUGCUCCUUGUGAUAGCUCCUCUGUUUUAUUCCCUUCAGAAAUGUGUCCUCGGUGUGAUCACGAUUGUAAAUAUCCGGGGUGCCCUGCUCAAGUUCCGGGAUGUGCCCAAGAUGUGGCGCGUGAGCAGAAUGGACACGGUCAUCUGGUUCGUGACAAUGCUGUCCUCCGCACUGCUGAGCACUGAACUAGGCCUGCUCACAGGGGUUUGUUUUUCCAUGUUUUGCGUCAUUCUCCGCACUCAGAAGCCAAAAGCUUCACUUCUUGGCUUGGUGGAUAAGUCAGAAAUCUUUGAAUCCGUAUCUGCUUAUAAGAAUCUCCAGACGAAGCCAGGGAUCAAGAUUUUUCGCUUUGAAGCCCCUCUCUACUACAUAAACAAAGAACAUUUUAAAUCUGUUUUAUACUCAAAAACUCUCAACCCAGUCUUGGACAUGGCGGCUCGAAUGAAAUCAGCAAAGAGAAAGGCGACACAGGAAAUGGUAACUCUCAGUGCCCACCAGGAUGAGGUUUCUGUGCAUCUUUCCCUUGACCCCUUGGAGCUCCAUACCAUAGUGAUUGACUGCAGUGCAAUGCAGUUUGUAGAUACGGCAGGAAUCUCUGCACUGAAAGAAGUUCGCAGGGAUUACGAGGCCAUUGGCAUCCAGGUUCUGCUGGCUCAGUGCAGUGCCUCGAUGAAGGAUUCCUUGGUCCAUGGAGAAUAUUGCAAAAAAGAAGAGCAAGAAACCCUUCUCUUCUACAGUAUUUAUGAAGCAGUGACUUUCGCAGAAGAGUCUCAGAAUCAGAAAGGAAUAUGUGUGUCUAAUGGCCUGAAUCUUUCCAAUGAUUGACCGAGAAGUAGACUGGAAAAAAGAAUAAUGUCCAGCCAACAUAUUGAUGUCUCAAGGAUGUGCGACAUUUUCCACACUCGAAGGUUCACCCCACGGGCCAUUCCUUUCUUUGAAGUGGAUCAAUAAAUGAAGCAGAGUUUACCUUAGAAUAAAACAAAGGCAACAUUGAAACUCCUGGCUUGCUUUCAGACACAAGGAAUUCUUGGCAUGAUAGAUAAAGAGCCCUUGAACUAACUGAACUGAAAAUCAUCCUCCCGACUUUAGGUGAUAUGCAUCUAGACUCUUCCUUCACUUGAGGUCAGGUGCUGGAGUCUUCUCCAUGGUGGCUGCUUGUGGAAAGGGUACAGGGAAAGGAUAUUGUGCCUGCUAAUAUAGUCUUAUACUCUCAGGACUGGAGGUUUCUGAAGCUCUGUGUGUGUGUGUGUGUGUGUGUGUGUGUGUGUGUGUGUGUGUGCGCGCGCGCGCGUGUAUGCACGUGCACGUGCGUGUGUGCAGGCAGGGUUGGGGGUUGUGGGGAAGCAGACACAUUGACUUGCUUCUCUACUGGAAGCCUUUGCAGUGCUCCCAGGAGCAGACCCCACUGCACGCCUCUCCUUAAGGAAGAGCCUUAGACUCAGUCGCCUCAGGAGUCUGAGCCCUGGGCAAGUCUGAAGUCCUGCCUACCAGCCUCAUUUAAUGUUUUUAAUCAUGCCUUUUUGUUUAGAGUAAGUAGGUAAGCAAAAAGCUCAGGAGUCAGCACAAAUGAUGGGAAUCCUCUUUUCUGUGGUCUGUCUGUUUUGGGGAUUAUUUCUCAGCACUAAGCUCCAUGUGGACCUUCAGCAUAUUUUCUCUGGGAUCUGCUCUAAGGGACUGUCAGAUUACCAGGGAAGAGCUUGCUAGAUGAGCACCAGGGUAGUUGGAGACAACAUUUUAAAUGAGCUGAGGCAAACUGUGAAGGAUGGAUUGCAGAAAAGGAAUGAUUGAUAAAUUUGUUUAUGUAGCAGUGAAGCGAUGUUUUGUGGUUUUUUCGUCUCAUAGCAUUUGCACAGGGUAGACUGGGAGCAAACGGUUCUCUCAAAUACAAACUUUACAAGAAAAAAAUUUUGUAAGCGAUAAAAAAAUGCACACACGUGAUAGAAUACUUCCAGAAGAGUGUCAGUAAUUGAUUCAUAGAUGUUUAACUGAAUGCAGAAGCAGUGCUGAUCACCGUAAACCCCAUGAUGUACAAUAAAGAUUGAUGACAGGGGCCAGAGAGAUGUUGCAGUGGGUAAGGCACUUGCCUUACACAUGUCCAAGCCAGGUUCAAUCCUGACACCACAUUAGAUUUCCCGAACCACACCAGGAGUGAUCUCUGAGUGCAGAGCCAGGGCUAACUCCUCAACACCACCAGGUUUGUCCCCCAAAACCAUUGAUGGCAGUGAUAGCUUUUGACUCUUUGAGCCACUUCAAACUAUUCCAUGGAGAAUUUAGAAACAGUGCAUUUAUACAAACCACGUUCUGUGGAGAAUAUCUCCCUUAUGGUGGCUGGGACCAGAGAGACAGAGAGAGAGAGAGAGAGAGAGAGAGAGAGAGAGAGAGAGAGAGAGAGAGAGAGAGAAGAAAGAACAGGGAGUAAGGUGCUUGCCCUGCAUUUGGCUGACCCAUUCAAUCCUCUGUAUCAAAUGGUGCCCCAAGAACUACUGGGAGUGAGCUCUGCAGGAUGUGCACCCCCCUGCCAAUAAGUAAAAAAUUUUAAAACUGGCAGCUGGCAACAGGUUGGGCCUAUAGCAGGUUUUGAAAAGCAAGGGUGUUUGACACUAAAAGCUUGUGAUCUAGUUCUGUUUGGACUUUAAUGCGGUGGGGGGGGGGGGGCUUCAAAAAUUAAGGAAGAGGGGGAAACAUUCAACGAUACUAUUUGAAACAAACCAUAACUGCAAAUAUGUAGCAGUGUAGCACUGUCCUGGUUGUUCAUCAGUUUGCUCAAAUAGGCACCAGUAACAUCUCACAACAAAUUGUGAGACUUGUUGUUACUGUGUUUGGCAUAUCAAAUGCACCACAGGUAGCUUGCCAGGCUUUGCCAUGCGGGCGAGAUACUCUCGGGAGCUUGCCGAGGUCUCCGAGAGGGGCGGAGGAAUCGAACUCGGGUCGGCCAUGCUGGCUGUGUGCAAGGCAAAUGCCCUACCGCUGUGCUAUCACUCCAGCCCAACUGCAAAUAUGUAAAGUUUCUUUUUUUUUUUUUUUGCUUUUUUUGGGUCACACCCGAUGAUGCACAUGGGUUAUUCCUGGCUCUACACUCGGGAGCCACUCCUGGCGGUGCUCAGGGGACCAUAUGGGAUGCUGGGGAUUGAACCCAGGUUGGCCGCAUGCAAGGCAAUUCUCCAGCCCCCUAAAGCCUUUUUUUUAACCUGCUAAACAAUUUAAGGACUGAGAGAGGCAGAGCCAUGUGUGGCUCAUCUGCUGGGGACCACUUACACAGCUCCCAACUCCACUACAAGUGUUGCUUUUCUGUUGCUAGAGCUCAGACCAUCUGUUCACAUGAACUGUCUCUUUCUGUCAUUCACACAAGGCAGUUUCCCAGCAGUCAAGUUGGAUUUCCAUCUCUGAGGUGUCUGACAUCAUGAUGGAAUGUAAUAGUGUCCUAAAUUUUGUGUUCUUUUAGAAUGUGUUUGGAAUUUUAGAAAAGUUGACUGUUUUUAUAUCUGUGAGUUUUGGGUGAUUUUUAGCCAAAUAUGCCCUUUUAUCAAGCUUCAUAAAUAGAAAUAGACACUAACAGGGUUUUUUUUUCUUGUCAUUUUGUUGUUGUUUUGUUGUUGUUGUCAUUGCUGUUGGGGGCCUGUGGUGCUUGGGGGCGGGAGUCUUCUCCAGGCCAAUGCUUGGAAGUUGCUCCUACAUUCCAUCCCUUUAAGCCAGUUCUGCCCCCUCCUCAUUAUUUGAAUUCCUCUUGUCCCUACCCCAAGCCAGGUCUGGAUUGAGACUAUCAUGACUGAUCCCAUAAGGAGACUAAUGAACAUAAGCGCCUCUAUAAUUUUGCAAACACUAGCAAAGGAAAAAACUGGUCCUGGGCUGCAGAGAUAGUACAAGGGUAAAGGGGCUAAGGCACUUGCCUUGUGACCCUGGUUUGAUCCCCAGCACAUUUGAUCCUCCCAAGCUCUGCUAGGAGUAAGCCCUGAGCACUCUUGGGUCUGGCCUAAAGACUAUAUAUGUAUGUGUGUGUGUGUGUGUGUGUGUGUGUGUGUGUGUGUGUGUGUGUAUGUGUGUGUGUGUGUGUGAUCAGUCCACAGAAUUUUACCUUUUGUUGACGUUUCUGUUAAUAGGUGAAUAUAAAUAAUUCUGAAGUAUUAUGCAAUUAGUAGAUUCUUUAAUUGUGUUUCAGUUUGUGAACAACCAAAUGAAUGAGACCUUCUGUUUUUGGUAGCCAUUUUUGAUGGAAAAGAACAAACUAGAACCUUAUACUCUGUGUCUGUACUUAUACACUGCUGAAAACGUGUGCGGGUAUUUAAAGGGAUCAAACCUGAAACCAAAGCCUGAUUCUCUGAUAAAAGUGCUUCUAUUUUCUUACUUAAGGACACGGACAUGAGUUCACUAGGUGAUAUUUUAUAGACUUUAUUUAUGCAGGAAAUAUCUUGCACUUUAAACUUUGAAGUCUUUUUUCAUAUUGCCUCUUAACAAGUAUACUACAACACCCUGAGUACCUUAGAAUCGUCAUUUAAUUGGAAUGCACUGUGUACAUACUUGGUGGUUAGUACUUUCACAACUGAACUUUUUAGAAAACUUGCCACAAUCAGUUUGGUGGUGUGUACCAGCACACAGACUAAAGAUGACCUUCUGGAGAGGUGAUGGAACGAAAUAGUGAAAAUGCAGUUUGACCAAGCAGAGGAAAGAGGGACUCAGUGAAUAGUGUCUUUCAUCUAGAUGUUGUGACACACUGUCGGUGCUCCUGGUGGUGACAAAAAUGGCAGGUAUCUAAGAAAGGCCAAAGGAAAACAAGGUUUGGAUAGUCCAACUAAGCUUUUAAAUAGUCCUAGAUAUUGAGGCCAAAUUGUGUGGGGAAUGGUAAUCUUUAAGACUUUUAGGGUGUGGGGCCAGAACGAUAGUACAGAGUGUAGGUACUUGCCUGGCACAUAGUCAGCCGACCCAAGCUCCCUGGCAUCUUGUAUGGCCCCUUGAUCCCUGUCAGGAGUUAUCUGUGAUCACAAGGCCAGCAAGAACUAAGCCCUGAGCACUGCCAGAGUGGCCCAAAAACCAAAACCCACUAUUAUAUCUGCAUUCUAAUAUGACAACAUUUAACCCAAAGCAGUAAUUUUCUGCAGAAAUAUUUUCUUAGUCAUUUGCCAUUUGAGAAUGUCUUGUCAGGGUGCUGGUUCUGUUUUUAAUACACAAGGAAGAUCUGGGGUGUAGUAGAUUUCAUGUGAACUUCAAUUCAGUCUUGACAAAUCCAAGUUCUGUGGUCCUUAUUAAUAUGACUUCCUCUCUGUAUUGUUUUCCUCUCUGUAGUGCGAGGCAUGAGGCAUAAACUCUUUGAUUAGUUUGGUUUGGGGGCCACACCUGGUGGUGCUCAGGGCUUACUCCUGACUCCGCCCUACAGUCAGGGAUCACUCCUGGCAUGCUCAGGGGACGAAAUGGAGUUCUGAGGAUCAAACCUGGAUGAGUCACAUGCAAGGCAAGAGCCUUAUCCACUGUAUUGUUUCUCCCUCGCCCCCCAUAAGUUCUGACAAUACCUCAGAUGUGUUCCGAGGACCAAUGCAGGAGUCUGGAGCCAAGCGUUGGGGCCGUGGUGCUAACCCCAGAAGCUGGGAAAGACUUUCUUUAACUUGGGCACUUAGGAGUUGCUUUGUGCAGAAGACUUGUGCUGAGCCCGGACUAACAUCUGAGCAGGCGGAGGCACAGAAGCCCCUGUUCUAUACAGGAAAUCAUUCCAUGGUGACAGAAUGACUGAUGUUUUAGACUUUGCUUAAUUUUCCUGUUCUUUAAUGUUUCUCUUUUUUCCCUCUAUUUUUUUUUUAAAUUUGCCUUCUGUGUCUGCUUGUUUUUUUAUUUAUUUUGGUUUUGAGUGCCACACCCAGCAGUGCUCAGGGCUUACUCCUGGCUCUGCACUCAGGGAUCACUCCUGGCAGUAAUCGGGACUAUGUGGGGUUCCCAAGAUUGAACCUGGGCAAGUGGCUUACUCACUGUGCUCUCUGUCCAGCCCCUCCUCUAGUAUUUAAAAAUAUCUGUUCUAGUGAUACCUUAUUUAAAACUGGACUUAAUGAAUUAGAUCUUGAUGGCUUUUAGAGUCAGAAUAAAUUUGGCUUCUUAGCUGGUAUGAAAAUUUUAAAUAAUCAUGAAUCACUAAUUUGAGUGUGAUAACAAUGAAAAUACCAUCCUGAAAAUUAUAUAGGUCAAAAUGUAACACACUUUUUUAAUUUUUUUUUUUUUUUGGGUCAUACUCAGUGGUGCUCAGGGCUUACACCUGACCUGGGAUUGAAUCUGGAACAUGUGCAAGGUAAAUGCUCUCCCACUGUACUAGCUCUCCAGCCCCCUGGAAUGCCACCUUUUCAUCAAAGAAAAAUGCUUUUAUAUGUAAAUUAAAAGUAAAUUUUAUAUUUCUAAAAUUUUUGAUUUCUAACUUAAGGAACAGAGAAUUUGUAUAUAUGUGGAGAUAUUUGUUUUUAUAAGGUAAUAUUUAUCCUGGUAAGGACUUCUCUCUUGGGGCUGGAGUGAUAGCACAGCGGGUAAGGCGUUUGCCUUGCAUGCGGCCCAACCUGGGUUCAAUCCCCAGCAUCCCCCCUGAGCACGGCCAGGAGUAGUUCCUGACUGCAUGAACCAGGAGUAACCCCUGAGCAUCUCCGGGUGUGACCCAAAAAGCAAAAAAAAAAAAAAGACUUCUCUCUUUUUUUAAGUUUCACAACUGAAACUUUAAAAUUCAGUUUUUGGGGCUUCAGGCUCUGAUCUUGGGGGACUAUUCACUGCCAGGGAUUGAACCAGGGUUGGCCAUAUGCAAGAAGGAACUCCUGUACUAUCUCUCUGGCUCCUGCAACUGAAAUUUUAAGGUCACUUUUAAAUACACUUAGGAACGUUAAAUGAGUAUUUACUAAGCAGUAGAUUUUGAAAUAUUUUUUUAUUUUGGUAAUACAAAAUUUUAAUUAUGAAAACUGGAAUAAUAAAGAACUCAAAAUGCCUUUACUGAA
Messenger RNA from Sorex fumeus (smoky shrew), 8617 nucleotides. RefSeq names its product solute carrier family 26 member 2 (gene SLC26A2). Gene Ontology annotation, molecular function: chloride transmembrane transporter activity; secondary active sulfate transmembrane transporter activity; oxalate transmembrane transporter activity. NCBI's taxonomy places the organism in Eukaryota, Metazoa, Chordata, Mammalia, Eulipotyphla, Soricidae. Gene Ontology annotation, biological process: transmembrane transport. Bases 267 to 2492 code for a protein of 741 amino acids. The record is from RefSeq and is a predicted model, not a curated record. The transcript is spliced from 4 exons. Gene Ontology annotation, cellular component: membrane.